AUGGGAAUCCUAUUCACCAAGAUAUGGAGGCUUUUCAGCAACCAGGAGCACAAAGUGAUUAUCGUGGGACUGGAUAAUGCUGGAAAAACAACAAUAUUAUAUCAGUUUUCCAUGAACGAGGUGGUGCACACGUCCCCAACAAUAGGGAGCAAUGUGGAAGAAAUUGUUGUGAACAACACUCGCUUUUUGAUGUGGGAUAUCGGAGGACAGGAAUCUCUCCGAUCUUCAUGGAACACCUAUUACACAAACACUGAGUUUGUAAUCAUUGUUGUGGACAGCACGGAUAGAGAACGCAUUUCAGUGACCAGAGAGGAACUGUAUAAAAUGUUAUCUCAUGAGGACCUGAAGAAGGCGGGGCUGCUGGUCUUUGCAAACAAGCAAGAUGUGAAGGAAUGUAUGAGCGUAGCAGAGAUUUCACAAUACUUGAAGUUAACGUCAGUGAAAGACCAUCAGUGGCACAUACAGGCUUGCUGUGCUCUCACUGGGGAAGGCCUUUGUCAAGGACUCGAGUGGAUGAUGUCAAGACUAAAAUCUAGAUGA
Molecule: messenger RNA, 540 nt
Organism: Staurois parvus
Lineage: Eukaryota; Metazoa; Chordata; Amphibia; Anura; Ranidae
Source: the annotation of a GenBank genome assembly